Molecule: messenger RNA, 2652 nt
Organism: Acanthaster planci (crown-of-thorns starfish)
Lineage: Eukaryota; Metazoa; Echinodermata; Asteroidea; Valvatida; Acanthasteridae
Gene: rcc1
Product: regulator of chromosome condensation 1
Cellular component (GO): cytoplasm
Molecular function (GO): guanyl-nucleotide exchange factor activity
Source: RefSeq, a predicted model, not a curated record
GAGGGCGACCUUCCUGACGCACGUGAAAGGUUACCCGGCAAAUGCAAAGAGGAGACAGGAACUCAACGUUGCGGUAAAAUUAGAUUGACGAAUUUCAGUUUUCCUUCCAUUGCAGGGAGUGAAAUUGACUAAAGUCUUGUGAAAAUUGUGAGGACUACAAAAAAACAACCAUGCCACCAAAGAGGAGACUUGCAGUGAAAAAUGAGAAGAAACCUGCAUUGCAAGCAAACGGCGAACCUACACCUCCAAAGAAAGCCAAGGUUCCUCCCACCCUCGCCCACCGCUCCUACAGAACCCAAGAGGGUCAUGUCCUGACCCUAGGUCAGGGAGAUGUGGGCCAGCUAGGAUUGGGGGAGGACAUGUACGAGAGGAAGAAGCCCACACUGGUCCCCCUGCCAGACGGUGCCCAGGGGAAGAUAGUGGAGGCCAUUGCCGGGGGUAUGCACACAGUCUGCCUAACCAGUGCUGGGGAGAUCUACACUUUUGGCUGCAAUGAUGAAGGAGCUCUAGGUCACGACACAAGCGAGGAAGGGUCAGAGUUCCAAGCCCUUAAAGUUGACCUCGCUGAGAAGGUCGUUCAGGUCAGCUGUGGAGAUUCACACACUGCUGCACUGACGGAAGAUGGCAAGGCCUACAUGUGGGGAACGUUCAGGGAUGCCAACGGUCCUUUUGGGUUGACAUCAGGUGGUACCACAGAGAAACUCCCCUAUCAGAUUCCUCUUAAAGACACUGUCGUCAAGAUCUCCUCAGGGAAUGACCACCUGUGCCUACUGACAUCAGAGGGCGAGAUUUAUUCCCUGGGCUGUGGCGAGCAGGGCCAGUUAGGAAGGAUAGCAGAAAUCUUUGCCCUACGAGGAGGAAGAAAAGGAACUGGUAUUCUUCACGAGCCCACCCUCGUACACUGCAGGAGAAUACGCGGCCACGGCAAGGUUCUAUUUGACGAUAUUUGGUGCACGGCCUACGGCACGUUUGCUAGUAUGAAAGGUGGCGGCAUCUACAGCUGGGGUCUGAACAACUACCACCAGCUAGGCUUUGAGGACACCAAGUCUUGGUUUAUGCCGGAGCAAGUCAAGGCCUUCUCGCAUCUGAGCGUCAAAGAUAUCCGAGGAGGGCAGCACCACACCCUUAUCCUAGACACCAAAGGUAAAGUGUACUCAAUCGGCCGCACUGACUACGGUAGGCUGGGUCUCGGUGACGAAUGCAAGGAGAGCUAUAAGCCGGCUCAAGUCGCUGUGCUGGACGCAGAGGAGGUUGUGACCAUCGGAUGUGGCUCCAGCAUGAGCAUCUGUACAACGAAGAAGGGUGAUGUGUAUUCUUGGGGGAUGGGGAGCAAUCUCCAGCUGGGUACCGGCGAAGAAGAUGACGAGCCAUCACCGGUUCGUGUCAGAAGCAAGCAACUAGAAAAUCGCAAGGCUGUUACCGCCUUAGCAGGAGGGCAGCAUACUGUCAUUCUGGCUUGCGAUUCAUAAAAGGUACAUUGAUUUUUUUUUUUUUUUAAUUGGGACUGAUGUAAGUACCCUCUGGAAAAAGAAUGUCAGCCAUGGAAGCUUCCCUUGAGAUUGUUUGGUAUGAAACAUGACUGAACACCUGCUAGCAUUAGGAUCAAGGUUACUUUUUGCUAUUAUAAUACGGGGAGGGGCUGGAAUAAGUUGUUCUUUGUCAUUAUUACACUCGGGCACGAGCAUUGUCUUGCGAUUGUAAAUGUUGAUUUUUAAGAAUGAAACCUUUCUUGAGCGGGGUUAUUUAUCUUCUUUGUGCUGUCUUGUCUUUGAAGUUCUUUGUUCUUCAGCCUGCUUAUGUGGUCUAUUCAGCAUCCUCUUAAACCUCGCGCUAGUGUACAUGGAAGUAAACCUUUUGGAAUUGUAGCUAUGCAAUAAAUUUCAUGCAGAGUAUGACUUUUAUUAAAUACACUUACCAGAAAUUUACAAGAUAAAGUGACUGUCUUCUUAUGACCUAGUGCCUUGUCAUUGGAUGAUCUGUGCUGUUUGAACUCAGAAGUCCACAUUUCGAUUCCACCUGAUGGAUGAUGUGAAGCCCACGAUGUUGCGUUCCAAGGCAAAUCCAGCUAUUUAAUUGAUGGCCAAACCACUGUACAGGGAACUGUCACACAUACUUUGUGUAUCCGAUGGACAGACUGGGUCAGCCAGUCUCGAGUUCAAAAAAUAUGCAUUUGAACCUUUUAUACUUUUACGCUUGGCGAAUCAAUUCACAAUGACAGGAAAAUGUCAGGGUGUGAAGCUGUGGCCAUGUUUAUUUUUUGUUCUUGUACACGUCAAUUCUGCAAGAAAUUUUAAUGCUUUUCAAUUAGCGUCAUUAAAAUUAAAAACCUUUGGACCUAAACUCAAUACAUGAACAUUGAAAUUUCAUGCUUAAACUUGUAGACCAAACUAAGAUCUUGCAAUCAAGUCUACAGUUUCUGAUGUGAUCAGACUUGGGCAAAACAGUCUGUUCUCAGAAGCAAAUUACAACUUUGUCUGCAAAUUGAUAGCAAGGAAGUGUUUCAGACAACUGAAAAUGUCUUCCAGUCUCACUUUAGUCCAAAGGUUUUCAUUAUCUUUUAAUGGUCUUGUGGUGGUGUAUUGUCCGUUCAUAGAAGUUGUGUUUUACCAUUUUGAUAUCACUGAUUAAAAUCAAAUGUGUACGUACUUAUUU